GAAGAAGGCCACUGGUGAUCUUGCGCAGAGAGAAGCUUCAGCAUGCUUAGCCUUCCUUUGCUGUUGCUUCUCUUGGCUACCAGCUCAUACAGUUUCCCCGUGUUUCAGGACGGAGCCCGGCAGAAUGUGGAAACAGUCUGGAAAUACCUGGAAAACUACUACAACUUGGGUGAAGACGUCCAAGCUAAAAACGUGGAUGCCAAGGAGGUGAUGGCUGAAAAGCUGAGGCAAAUGCAGCAGUUAUUUGGGCUGAAAGUGACAGGAAAUUCAAAUUCUGAAACCCUGAGUGCUAUGAGGAAACCUAGGUGUGGGGUGCCUGAUGUGGCCCCAUAUGCCAUUACUCACAACAAUCCUCGUUGGACCAAAACACAUCUGACUUACAGCAUUUUAAACUACACACCAUAUUUGCCAAAAGAAGUUAUAGAAAACGCCAUCGAGAGAGCCUUUAAAGUCUGGAGUGAUGUGACACCACUAACAUUCGAAAGGGUUUUUGAGGAGGAAGGUGAUAUUGUGUUCGCCUUCUACAGAGGAGACCAUAGUGACAAUAACCCAUUUGAUGGACCUGAAUAUGGACUUGCUCACACAUUCCCACCAGGCCCACGUUUGGGGGGCGAUGUUCAUUAUGAUCUGGAUGAGACGUGGACCGACAACAGUGACAAUUUCAAUUUGUUCUAUGUUACGGCUCAUGAACUGGGCCACUCCCUUGGACUCACUCAUUCUAGAGAUGUAGGAGCACUAAUGUUCCCCAGCUACACAUGGUACACUGAAGACUUUGUGCUAAACCAGGAGGAUAUUAAUCGCAUCCAGGCUUUAUAUGGGCCUUCCCCAAAUCCCAUCCAGCCAACAGGUGCAACAACACCACAUCCAUGUGAUGGUGAUCUAACCUUCGACGCUAUAACUACGUUUAGGGGAGAGGUGAUGUUCUUUAAAGGCAGGUUCUACAUUCGUGUAAAUAAGUUCAUGCCAGAAGCUGAGCUCAAUUUGAUAGGUAUUAUCUGGCCAAAUCUGCCAGGUAAACUUGAUGCUGCUUAUGAAGUUAGUAUGAUAGAUCAAGUCCGCUAUUUCAAAGGCAAUAAAGUCUGGGUUGUUCGAGAGCAUACUGUACUGAGAGGAUUCCCCACAGACAUCCAUAGCUUCUUUGGCUUCCCUAGCAGUGUGACACACAUUGACGCUGCCGUUUGUGAGGAAGAGACUGGAAAAACAUACUUCUUCGUUGACAACAUGUACUGGAGGUAUGAUGAAAAUACACAGUCCAUGGAUCCAGGUUAUCCUAGAUUAACAGCAGAAGAUUUCCCUGGAAUUGACGAUAAAGUUGAUGAUGUUUUCCAAAAAGGCGAAAAUUUCUACUUCUUUCACCAAUCAGUUCAACGCAGAUUUAGCCUCCGAAUAAGAAGAGUUGAUGACUCCCGUGAUUCUAGUACCUGGUUCAACUGCUAAAAAUAUUGGCAACCCAUUACCAAGUCAAUGGAAAUACAUAUUCUGAGAUCUUAAAGAAGAUAUUUUUCUGAAGAUCUAGAUCUUGUGUUUUAUUUACCUUCCAGAAGUGCUGAUACACAGAGCUACUAAGUACAAAUUAAUUUUAUUUCAUAGACUUUCACAAUUUAUAAUACAAUAUUUUAUGAACUGAAACAGUUUAGUACCACAGUUAUUAGGCUAAGAGUCCAUGUUCAUGGUGGAUGAGUCACUGAAGAAAGGCAUCUGUACACUGGAUGACUCUCACUGUGGUCCUGGGCAUCUCCUUUUGAGAGAGGAGGGUCAACAGAGGAGCUCUUCCCAAAGUAAAAGUGACUCUGAACUCAGGAACAGAUACGAAGAGGAAACACAUUGCUGCUUUGGUUUUGGGGUUUACAACAAGAUCUUACAGUUCGGUAGAUUCUGAUCUCUUCUACCUCUGAUUCCCACAUGCUGGUAUUCUAUAAUGUCUAGCAUACCCAACUAAGAGAUAUUCCUUGUACAAAAGUAUUUGAUACCUAAAUAAAGACAUUCUUGUCUCUAA
Molecule: messenger RNA, 1996 nt
Organism: Rattus norvegicus (Norway rat)
Lineage: Eukaryota; Metazoa; Chordata; Mammalia; Rodentia; Muridae
Gene: Mmp1
Product: matrix metallopeptidase 1
Molecular function (GO): metalloendopeptidase activity
Source: RefSeq, marked validated